Xenopus tropicalis (tropical clawed frog) is the source of this 7244-nucleotide messenger RNA. RefSeq names its product leucine-rich repeat kinase 1 (gene lrrk1). The transcript is spliced from 34 exons. The record is from RefSeq and is a predicted model, not a curated record. The coding region runs from base 411 to 6422 and encodes 2003 amino acids. Gene Ontology annotation, biological process: small GTPase-mediated signal transduction; signal transduction; regulation of signal transduction. Gene Ontology annotation, molecular function: ATP binding; protein serine/threonine kinase activity; GTPase activity. Lineage: Eukaryota; Metazoa; Chordata; Amphibia; Anura; Pipidae.
AUGGCAAAGGUUUUGUCACAGAGUUUCCUGUAACGUUCCUGUCUCACAUAAGCACAUCCCUCCAUUGCUUCUCCCUGCCCCUAUCUCCCCACCAGAGACCGAAUUCAUUCUUAGCUCCCUCCGUCAGCCGCCGGCCCCUCUCCGCAGCUUUGCAUAGGGAAGUCUUGCCUCUUUCUAUCCCCACCCCUAUACAGGAUUGAGGAAGUCGAGGCAGACUGGCAGACAGACAAUGAGGACAGAACUUUAAUAAAGAAAGCAACAGGCGCUGCUUUGGAACUUUGCAUCCUGACCAACAGGGCUGGAAGCGCCACCGGGCUAAUGAAUGCUGGUUGCUGUUCUCAUUUUCCUUGACCAGAUGCUGAUAUCAAACCUGCAGCCAGGUGACUGGUCCUGACCCGCUGGGCCACUCAAUGAUGUACUGGUGUGUUGGAGUUGAAGCAUGUGCUGGAAGCAGAGGUGGAAGCAUGGAUUCAUACAAUGGCUCUGGAGGUAUGGGGAACAAACAAACCCUGCCAGGGGAGUUGCCAGUGAAUCAGAGCCCAGUUAUAGCAGACAUACAGGCAGCAUAUUGCGAAGGGGACAAAGAGAGAGCACAGAAUCUAGUGAAAAGUGCCUGUGAGGAGAAUGUCCAGAAGCAUGAGAAGUACCAGUUUCUGAGACUAACAGCAGCCUAUGGAGAUCUUCCCUCUGUACGUUAUCUGCUUAAGGAAGCACAGGUAGUUUUACCAACUGAACCAAAUGAUGACAAUCCAGCAGUAAUGGCUUCGCAUUUUGGCCAUGUUGACACAGUAACAUUUUUACUGGAUUCUCUGCCAGAUCCCUGCAGUCCCAAGCCACUGCUGAACUGGAUGCUGGUAACUGCCUGUGAGCAGGGUCACUUGGCUCUGGUUAAACUUUUGGUACUAAGAUACAAUGCUGACCCAGACUGUUAUGCUACAAGAAACAAUGAGUUCCCUGUCCUCGGGAAAUUACCCCUUUAUGCCACCAUUAUGGCAGGACAUGAAGAAGUUGCUGCCUUUCUGCUUCAAAAUGGAGCUGGCUUUUGUUCGUACAUACUGAUGGACAACCCAGAGCUGAGCAAAGUUUUACUGAGAAGAAGUCUUACCACUGAGCCACUAGAACACAGUCAGCAGCAAGUAGCACAGGAGAUGGCUGUUUGUGUGAAGUGGUCUAGCCUUCGGCUGCCCUGGGUAGACAUUGACUGGUUUAUUGAUAUUUCCAACAAGAUAAGAGAGCUGGAUAUCUCUUCCAACUGCCUUGCCUCCCUUCCAUCUGUGGUUCCAUGGGGCCUUCUGAACCUGCAGAAACUGAACAUAAGUGACAAUCAGCUUUGUGACCUGCCCAGUGUACAGAGCUCUGAGGAAAUCAUCUGCUCAAAGUUACUUGAGGUUGAUGUCUCCAAUAAUAAGCUGACAUCACUUCCUUCUGCAUUCCUCCACCUGAGCCGGCUCCAGAGACUGUGUGCAUCAAAAAACUAUAUUGUUGAUCUCUUCAAAGAAGAUGGUACCAACUGGAUUGGUUUACGGAGGUUACAGGAUCUAGACUUGCCUGAUAAUAGGAUCACAGAACUGCCAGCCUCCAUCCUGCACUGCUUCAAAUCACUCAGGAAUCUAAAUGUAGCUGGAAACAAGCUGAAGGUGUUACCUGAACCCUGGUCAUGUCCACUUAAAUAUUGCAAGGCUUCAAAAAAUGCCAUUGAGGGUCUCCCAGAGAACCUGGCUCUUUUCUGGAGGAAUCAUUUGGUUGAAGUUGAUUUUUCUGAAAAUGCCAUAAAGGAAGUUCCAAAGUCUCUCUUCCAGUUGGAGUGCUUGCAGUCUCUGAAGCUCUCCGGGAAUCAACUGACCACACUGCCUUCUUCUGACACCUGGAACUGCACAAAUCUCAAGUGUCUAGAUCUGUCCAAGAACCAGCUGGGAAGAAAUGAGGAAGGCACUAGGACCAGACGUAUGCCAUUUUUUUACACUAAGAGCAGAACAAAGACAGGGACAGAUCCAGGUUCAGCAGUGGAAUUUCCAUUGUUUCUGAAGGAGUCACUGGAAGUUCUCUACCUAAAUGACAACCAGUUGGAGUCUGUACCUCCAUCAGUCUCUCAACUAAAGGGCCUUACAGAGCUCUACUUGGGAAACAAUCCAGGUAUACGAGAGCUUCCUGCAGAUUUGGGGCAGUUGUCUAGUCUGUGGCAACUGGACCUUGAGGAUCUGAACAUCACAAACCUGCCCGGGGAGAUCAGAAAGGAGGGGCCAGUUACUAUCCUGGCUUACCUGCGUGCUCAGCUGAGAAGGGCAGAACGAUGCCAUCUGGUUAAAAUGAUAAUUGUGGGACCCCCUCGGCAGGGCAAAUCUACCCUUUUUGAGGUUCUGCAGAGUGGGAAAGUGUCUCAGCAAAUGCAAGGGGACAACUCCAUAAGAACCACCUGCUGGGAGCUACAGAAGCCUGUGGGGACCACUGCAAAGGUUGAUUCUGUGCAGUUCCAUGUGUGGGACGUUGGAGGUUCGAAUGCAAUGUCCGCUGUGAACCAGUGCUUCUUCACUGACAAAGCCUUGUAUGUGGUAGUCUGGAACCUUGCUCUUGGCGAGGAGGCUGUUGCCAAUCUUCAGUUCUGGCUACUGAACAUAGAGGCAAAAGCUCCCAAUGCCGUUGUUCUGGUUGUAGGGACGCACCUUGACUUCAUAGAAACCAAAUUCCGGUUGGAGAGAAUUGCCACUCUUCGAGCUUAUGUUCUGGCAUUGUGUCGCUCCCCAUCUGGCUCCAGAGCAACUGGGUUCCCUGAUAUCACUUUCAAGCACUUACAUGAACUCUCUUGCAAAACAUUGGAGGGACUCGAUGGUCUGCGCCAGCUGAUAUUCCAUGCUGCCUGCAAUAUGAGGGAUGUAGGCAGUACCAUUGGAUCCCAAAAACUAGUGGGAAGGCUGAUCCCGAGAAGCUACCUGAACCUUCAGGAGGCUGUGGUAGCUGAGCAGCAGAGACGAGCUCAAGGGGAUGAGGUACAAUACCUGACUGAUGAGCAGAUAGAACAGAUUAUUGAACAGAGCCCUGGAAACGAUAUACGCGAUUAUGAAGACAUGCAGGCAGCGAUCGGUUUCUUGAUAGAAACUGGGACUUUGCUUCACUUUCCUGACACUAGCCAUGGCCUAAGAAACCUUUACUUCUUGGACCCUGUUUGGUUGUCAGAAUGUUUGGAGAGGAUUAUUAACAUUAAGAGCUCCAAGUCUGUGGCCCGGAAUGGGGUGAUUAAGGCAGAAGAUCUCAGAAUGCUGCUGGUUGGAACUGGAUUCACCAAACAGACUGAAGAGCAAUAUUUUCAGUUCCUGGCAAAGUUUGAGAUUGCUCUUCCUGUUGCCAAUAACAGUUACCUUUUGCCACAUUUGCUGCCGACAAAGCCCGGCCUGGACAUCCACAGCUUGCGGCAGCUUACUGGAAGCACAGUUCAGAGGUUGUUUAAGAUGAGCUUUGUUCCUGUUGGGUUCUGGCAGCGGUUCAUAGCUCGGAUGUUGAUCAGUCUGGCAGAAAUGGAUCUCCAGCUGUUUGAAAGCAAGAAAAACACCAAGACAAAAAACAGGAAAUCUGCAAUUUACAGCUUCACUGGGUAUCAGAGGAACCGAUGUAGCACCUUCCGAGUGAAGAGGAAUCAGACCAUUUACUGGCAGGAAGGCCUAAUGGUCACCUUUGAAGGGGGUUACCUCAGUGUUGAGUCAUCAGACAUUAACUGGAAGAAGAAGAAGAAUGGUGGGAUUAAAAUAAUUUGCCAGUCUGAGCUGAGAGAUUUCUCUGCUAUGGCAUUUAUCACAGACCAUGUGAACUCUCUCAUAGAUCAGUGGUUCCCAGCCCUUACAGCCACAGAGAGUGAUGGCACUUUACUGAUGGAGCAAUGUGUGCCCUGCCACUGCUGUACCACAGUCGCUAGUGAUCAAGAGAAGAAAAAUAAUGAGAAUACCCCACAUUACUUUAAUAUGGAAGACUGCGUCCUAGCAGCUGUUGAGAAGGAUUAUUUGGAAUGCCCGAACCACCCAGAACAUGCAGUGCCACUGCAGGAACUGGUCCCAGAAAUUUUCAUGACUGACUUUCCUUCAAGGCUUUUCCUUGACAUCAAUGACUUAGAAUACUCACAGGAGAGCUCCAACAUUCUGGGUCAGGGAGGAAGUGGCACAGUGAUAUACCGAGCUGAAUAUAAGCACAAGCCUGUGGCUGUGAAGAUGUUUCAGGUUUCUAAGUGUCGGGCAUCUCCAGAGGUCAUGCAAGACACCAUGUUCAAGCACUUGCAGGCAAUGGACGCCAUGAGAAACUUCUCGGAAUUCCGUCAGGAGGCCAGCAUGCUCCAUACUCUGCAGCACCCCUGCAUUGUCUCCCUGAUUGGCAUCAGCAUCCAUCCACUGUGCUUUGCCCUGGAGCUGGCACCUUUGGGGAGCCUCAACACAGUGCUGGCAGGAACAGCCCAAGAUGCAAGUUCAUUCAUGCCUCUUGGUCACAUGCUCACUCAGCGUAUUUCCUAUCAAAUUGCAUCUGGGCUGUCCUACCUGCAUAAAAAGAAUAUAAUAUUUUGUGACCUGAAAUCAGAUAACAUCCUGGUUUGGUCCCUGGAUGUCAAGGAAGCUGUGAUAAUCAAACUCUCAGACUAUGGCAUUUCGCGGCUGUCAUUCCAUGAGGGAGCCCUGGGUGUGGAAGGCACCCCAGGAUAUCAAGCACCCGAAAUCCGUCCUCGGAUUGUGUAUGAUGAAAAGGUGGAUAUGUUUUCAUAUGGUAUGGUCCUGUAUGAGCUAUUGUCAGGCCAGAGACCAUCUUUGGGCCAGCACCAGCUGCAGAUUUCCAAGAAACUGUCCAAGGGGAUUCGUCCAGUUCUUGGACGCCCAGAGGAAGUUCACUUCCAUCAUCUGCAGGACCUGAUGAUGGAAUGUUGGGACACGAAGCCUGAAAAGCGGCCUUUAGCUUCAUCAGUUGUCCAUCGUAUGAAUGACCCCAGCUUCACAGUUUUUAAGUACCAGUUGUCUUGUGGGAUACAGGAAUCAUUCUGCUCAUCCAGAGAACCAGAGAGCACAGUUGUAUUCUGGGUAGGAACAGGGACAUCAAGGAAUUAUACCGUGGUUGAUGUUGAGAAAGGGCAGGUGGAAGUGCAGACUCUGAGCUGCCCCGGGAUGAGAAUGUCUUGCCAGCAAAGGGUACAGAAUACACUUUGGAUUGCAACAGAGGAUCAGAAGAUAUCUAUCUUUAGUCUGCAGGGCAUGUGCCCCCUAAGUGUCGCACUAAAGGUGAUAGACACCCCUGCCAUUGUGACCUGCUUCCUUGUAGCGAAUAUGGAAAAGGGGAACUGCCUGGUAUUUGCUGGCCUUUCAGACAGCCUGAUUUCAGUGUUCCCAGUAAGUGGUGGCAUCCCAGGCAGUGAUUGCUCCUACAUCUGUUCCCGCACAGCUAAUCGCUCCAUGUUCAAGAUAACAGAUGAUGACCCACGUCAGAAACCUCACCCAGUGUUGGCCAUGGAGAUCUGCAAUAAAUGUUCUGAGGUCUGGUAUGGCAAUGGACCUGGUGUCCUUGUAGUGGACUGUACCUCUCUUGAGAUUUCAAAAAGACUGGAACCCUUUAGUGCACCAUCAUCCAUCAUCUCCAUGGUUACAAGCACAGACACUAACAGAGAGGAGACUGUUUGGUUAUUGGAUGAUAUGACCAAUUUUCUGGUCAUGUAUAAUGCUGCAGCCUACCAACUCUGUGCCCGAUACUUCUGUGGUGAUAGCAGUCCUCUAAGGGAUAUGUUUACAGUAAAGCCUUGUUCAGAUGUGGUUCCUGUUGCAUUGCCAGUUACAAACUGUAAUAGCCCCCGCUCAGCAAACGUCAGCAUCAUCUACAGCCUAGAACGUGGUAUGCAAGUUCUCAGCCACCAAGACUCUCUUACCGAUUAUUGCUCUGUGUCAUCCUUCUAUUCUUCCAUUCCUCAGGGGACUGCUAAGUCCUCCUCCAGUUUGCCAAGCACUCCGGUCAGCUACAGUAGUGCCCCAUUUUCCACAGAUAGUGAGGAUCCAGACCCAGCCCAAGAACUUAUACACAAAAUUUCUAGUGAGAGCUGGGGGGGCAGAACACCUCUUUCAGAGGAGGAAAAACUCAAUGUGCAGGCUGUUGGGAUUGUAGUCGUCAAAGAUUUGCUCUGGGUUCCGAGGCGCGGAGGGGACAUUAUUAUCAUUGGACUGGAGAAGGAGUGUGGUGGACAAAGAGGUCGUGUCAUUGCUGUGUUACAAACUGGCCUAGUAGAAAAUCAAGGGGUCCAUCUCCACGCUGCUGCUCUUUGCAAGGAUUCGGUUGUGUGCUGCUUGCAGAGUGAGACACUAGGGUGCUGCUUGUCCGUCUGGAGGAAUUGGGGAUCAGAGGAGUUUAACAUUUUUUAUCAUGCCUCUGAUGAACUUAGAAGGCUGGAAAACUGCAUGAGGAAAAGGAGGUAGCAUUAGCAGCACCUGGACUUUUAGAAUGUGGUCUGGACCUAGCCCUUCUUUGCGGAUUUUUCUUUACUUAUAUACCAGAAGAUUCCCUCUAAAGGGAAAUGGGAAAUCUUGUGGAUGAAAAGAGCUAAAUCCUAGAAAUUUAGAAUGCUUAUGUAUCCCUCAUAAGAUUGUUUACUGGCAAAUCCAGUACCUAAUCCUAACACUGGGGGGAGCACUCCUGCUUGCUCACUUUUUCAUAGGUAGAAGAGCACUUUCUGCAAGCUGCCACUUUCUCAGUGAUGGAAGGAGCCUUAGUGCUCUAUUACAUGCUUGUAUUACCUAGGGUCACUAACUAAGGAGCAUUGCAAUGAGAACACUACAGAUACAUACUGUAUAAAAUAUACAUCCAAACAGUACCAAGCUUCUUUACUAUUCAGGGGUGAGGUACAACAAGGAAACCCAUAAUCCACCUCUUGGCUGCUGGCAAUAACAUCUUCCACCCUGUAUUACUUUACAUAGCCAUUAUACAUUUUGUUUUAAAAAAGCCAUUCAGAAUCUCUGUUACACCAUCUGAAUGUGACAUCUUUAUGUUCCAUUAAUUGCUUUAUUGUAGCUCUAUUCUGCAGCUUGUGUUUUCCCUACACGGUAUUCUCUGCGUCCCUGAUGCACUGCCUUUACUCUGAGUUAUACAGGCAACCAGCACCUAAGCACAAAAUGCAUAAAUAUGCAAACACAUUUUUAGGCUGGGGUGGGCUAUUUGUAAUGUAUUACUACUUUUGUACAAUAAAUAUGGAAUAUAUAUAUAUAUAUAUAUGUGUGUGCAAUAAAGGCCCAAAACAUGAA